Messenger RNA from Miscanthus lutarioriparius, 267 nucleotides. The record is from the annotation of a GenBank genome assembly. Lineage: Eukaryota; Viridiplantae; Streptophyta; Magnoliopsida; Poales; Poaceae.
AUGCAUCUGAGCGCGAACGAAGGGAUCGAGGACGUGUGGUUCGCGGUGACGGGCGGGCAGGGCUUCGUCAGAGCUGCCCUCUACCUCGAGCUACUCUGCCGCGGCACCCGCGAGGUCCGGUCCCUCGACCUCCACGCCUCCUCCUCCUGGUCCCAGCAGCUCCUCGACGCCGGCGUCCGCAUCAUCCAAGGUCAUGUCAAGGAAAAGCAGGACUACGUGAUGGAGAGGAGGAAGAGCGGAGGCACACGUGAGGGAGAGAUCGAAUAA